Messenger RNA from Camelina sativa (false flax), 786 nucleotides. RefSeq lists its product as uncharacterized. Gene Ontology annotation, molecular function: actin binding. Lineage: Eukaryota; Viridiplantae; Streptophyta; Magnoliopsida; Brassicales; Brassicaceae. The record is from RefSeq and is a predicted model, not a curated record.
CCAAGAGAGAAAGAGAGAAAGAGAGAGACUGUAGUCACUCAAUUUUUUUGGUGCUCUGAUUCUGUAGGAAAGUAAGAGAACCCUAAAAAAAAAAUCAUUGCUUUACUAAAAACUUUUGGAAACGCAUCGAUGGAUUCGGCGUUUGUGGACAGAGCUUGGGACAAAUGGGUUACUACGGGUAACGUUGGUUCUUCUGGGAAUCCAUUGAAGGCUGCUAUUUUAAUUAACUAUGAUCCUUCAGGACCUUCUCGUCUCGUAUCAACAAUAGCUGAGCAAGAAGGGAUUGAUCUUUAUCCAGUUGACUUAAAGCAGUUCAUUGAUUUCAUGAGACGUGGCAACCUUCCUACCGAGACCUUUGUUCUUGGAUCCAACGAAUACAUAAUAACAUCUAUUCACGAGAAUUGGUUUGCUGCUCGGUGCUUAAACACAACCCAGCCUGCUGGUGAAGGAGCUAUUGUUAUGCACACCGCGGCUUACGUGUUGGUUGCUCUAUAUGAUGGAUCGAUUGGAUCAGCUUCUCAAGCUGUGGCUGCAGCUGAUCAGUUUGCAUCGCAGCUGAGUCGGAAAACUUCUAGCUUCAUCUUUUGCUAAGAUCACGAGUAUCAAUCACAUUGUUGUUCUCUGUCUUUUAUAGUAAUCAGCUUUGGCUAUGAUUUGUGAAGGGUCUUUGAGUUGCAGUAACUGGUUUUUCAUUUUAUCUCAUCUUGUGUAACUAGAACAGUCAGAAAUCAAUUGGUGCUCGUGAACAACUCUGCAUAUACAUAUCACCCUGCAGUUUACCAAUUA